AUGGUGGUGGUGAUGGUGGUGGUCGUGGUCCUCCGUGAUCUCUGCAGAGCUGCCCAUGUCAGCACCCAGAAGGUCAUGGAACUCCACGCUUUAAACUCACUCCAUGCGCUUGGCUGGGCCUGUUUCCUCAUCAAGAAGCUACGCGGCCCUCUUGCCGACAUUUCCCACAACUGCUCCAGGGGCCUGGUUCUCUCUCUGGGCUUCUACCUCCAUGACAUCUGGGUGCUGCGCGGCACCCUCCUCCGGAACCCUUCGAUGCUAGCACACCAGGCAACCAUGGCCUUGACCAUCUCUUCCAUCCUUCGCUCGAAGGGCGUCUCAUGGUUGGCCACUUUCUUGAUGAGCUCCUCCGUGCCCACGCUUCUGCAGGAACUGCUUCUGCUUUGCGGAACUCUCCGCCUCCCUCCGACCCGAUUGGAGGUAAGAGGCCUCCGUCUCCUUUGGUUUACAAGUUUUGUUGCUUGCAAGCUGGCAUUGGUACCCCUGUGGCUUUUGGGCAAGCUUAGCUAUCUUUUGAACCUCGCUUUGAAUUUCAACUUUAUAGCGCAUGCGGCUCGUGAUCUACCUCGCUUCCUCCGCCCUCAGGGCAUCAAAGUUCCCACGCGGACCGCCUACGCAGUGCCACUGGCUGGUGCCAAAGUGCAGGGCUCAAUGACCUUAUCCCCGCAAAUAUCGGCUGCAAUCUUCCGUGGCUUAGUGUCUCAGACGAAUCAGGGCGACUAUGCAAGUUUCGUUUUGACCUGUUGUGCUGCCCCCUGCCUUCAGGAGUGGCAAUCUCAUAAUGACAUAUAA
This is a messenger RNA of Symbiodinium sp. CCMP2592, 792 nucleotides long. The record is from the annotation of a GenBank genome assembly. NCBI's taxonomy places the organism in Eukaryota, Dinophyceae, Suessiales, Symbiodiniaceae.